ACUGAUUGUAUGAGAGAAAGAGAGAGAGAGAGCGAGAGAGAGAGAGAGAGAGAGAGGGAGAGAGGAAUUCAGUCCUGUUUAAAUGGGAAUCCAGAGCGCAGAGAGGAAAAAGGACUCAGACUGAAAAACCAAGAAAGACAGAGAAGGCAAAAAAAAAAAAAGUGGAGACAGAUUUAUUUUACGCACGGGGGAAAAACAGGGAAACGAGUUGAAGAAAGGAAAGGAGGAGGGAGGAAAAGAGGCAUCAGGAUUUUUUUUUUUUUCCUCUAAAUUUGGCUCCUUUCACUCUCAUGACUCAAAGAGGAUUCCAGUUAAAGUCAGCCGGUCGGGAGGAAUUGAUGGUGUCUUUUCGGGGGAGCAGAGCCGAGGGGAGGAAUCUGAAUGCGCUCGGCUGAACCAUGCCAGCCUUGUGGAUCAUAACUUUGGCGAUCACUUUGAACCAAGUGUGGAGCGUUCGUUUCUCCCAGGAGCCCGCGGACCAGUCGGUGGUACUGGGAGAACGGGUGGUGCUGUCCUGCGUGGUCUUCAACUACAGCGGCAUCGUCCAGUGGACCAAGGACGGCCUGGCCCUCGGCAUCGGCGAGGGUCUGCGCGCCUGGCCCAGGUACCGUGUGCUGCGGGCUCUGGACAUCGGCCAGUACAACUUGGAAAUCUCCAAUGCCGAGCUUUCUGAUGACUCUCUGUACGAGUGUCAGGCCACGGAGGCCGCCCUGCGCUCCAGGAGGGCCAAACUCAAUGUGCUCAUCCCCCCCGAGGAUCCGGUGGUCGAGGGAACCCCGGAGCUCCUGCUGAUGGCCGGGAAUCCGUACAACCUGACCUGUGUGACCCGCGGGGCCAAGCCUGCGGCGCACAUCCAGUGGACCAAGGAUGGAGUCGCUGUGGAGGGAACCUACCAGUCCACGGAGGUGCUGCCAGACAGGAAGAGGGUGACGACCAGGAGCUACCUGCCCAUUACACCGGUCGACACCGACAGUGGUUCCAACUUCACCUGUGUGGCCAGCAACCCGGCAGUGCCCAUGGGCAAACGAGCCACCGUCACCCUCAAUGUCCACCAUCCACCCACAGUGACGCUGUCCAUCGAGCCUCGCUCUGUCCUGGAGGGCGAGAGAGUCACCUUCACCUGCCAGGCCACUGCCAACCCUCCUAUCAUGGGCUACAGAUGGGCUAAAGGUGGCGUGCUGCUGGAGGGGGCAAGGGAGAGCGUGUUCGUCACCACAGCCGAUCACUCCUUCUUCACUGAGCCCGUGUCCUGUCAGGUGUUCAACGCUGUGGGAAACACCAACGUCAGCAUCCUGGUGGACGUGCACUUCGGCCCGAUACUGGUGGUGGAGCCCCGGCCGGUCACAGUGGAUGUGGACUCUGACGUCACUCUUAACUGCAAGUGGUCUGGAAACCCUCCUCUCACCCUCACCUGGACCAAAAAGGGCUCCAGCAUGGUGCUCAGCAACAACAACCAGCUGUAUUUGAAGUCAGUGAGCCAGGCUGACGCAGGCCAGUAUGUCUGCAAGGCCAUCGUACCCCGGAUUGGAGUGGGAGAGACUGAGGUUACGCUCACUGUCAAUGGUCCCCCCAUCAUCUCCAGUGAUCCGGUCCAAUACGCUGUCAGAGGGGAGAGAGGCGAGAUCAAGUGUUACAUCGCCAGCACACCCCCGCCUGAUAAGAUUGUGUGGGCAUGGAAGGAGAAUGUGUGGGAGAAGGAGAAGGGCACCCUGAUGGAGAGGUACACCGUGGAGCAGAGUAAACCUCCCACCCAGGGCGGGGCCGUUCUCUCCACGCUCACCAUCAACAACGUCAUGGAGUCUGACUUCCACUCGCCGUACAACUGCACCGCCUGGAACUCCUUCGGCCCCGGCACCAUGAUCAUCACCCUAGAGGAGACAGAUAUUGUUCCAGUGGGAAUUAUCGCCGGUGGUACGGUGGGCUCCUCCAUUCUGCUGCUUAUGUUUCUACUGGCACUCGCCUUCUUCCUCUACCGCCAACGCAAAGGCAGUCGCCGGGGUGUCACACUCGGUAAACCAGACAUCAAGGUAGAAACGGUUAACAAAGAGACCCACAGCCUGGAGGAGGAGGCGACAAAUGUCUCUACAGCAACCCGGAUGGUCAAGGCCAUGUACUCUUUUCUGCCCUCUGUUUCCCUCUCUCCCUCCACUCAGCCAUUCAAAGACGAUAUGGACCUGAAGCAGGACGUCCGGAGCGAGAGCGACACCCGCGAGGAGUACGAGCUCAAGGAUCCAACCAACGGCUACUACAACGUCCGAGCCACCACCCACGAUGAGGCGCGCCCCCAGUCACGUGCCAUCCACUACCAGGGAGAGUUCCGCUCGCCAAACCCAAGUAGCGGGCCGGCCGGUGCCACAUCCAGCGGACCCUCAGCUGCCCCCAGCGGUGCAGUUCCCCCAAGCGGUGUGCCAGGCUCAAGGACAGGCUGCUAUGACCCCCGCCCGCCUUCCAGGAUGUCCCAUGCCACCUACGCCCAGUUCAACACCUUCUCCAGGGCGGCGCCGAGCCAGCAAGCUCCUCCCAAUCCGGCACUUCAAUCGCCUGGAGAUUACCCGGGAGACUGCGGCCUGCUGGACAACACAACCCAGCUGGCCUAUGACAACUACGGAUACCCCUCCCAGUAUCCCAGCUACCGCAUGGGCUUUGCACCGCCCAUAGAGGAAGGGCCAGCCUAUGAGAUGUAUCCAACUGGACAAGGGACCGGGCCAGGGCUGGGACCGGGGCCGGCACCGGGGCCGGGACCGGGACCGGGGCCGGGACCGGGGCCGGGGCCGGGGCCGGGGCCGGGACCGGGGCCGGGCCCAGGACAGCAAAGUCCUGAAACAGGGCUGGGGAAGUAUGGAAGCUCCACUCGCUUCUCGUACUCGUCUCCCCCCUCUGACUAUUCCCACAGACACACACAGCGGAUGCAGACUCAUGUGUGAGAAACACACACUCACUCUUUGGCUCGCUUUUUUGCAGCAGCAGUACUUACUACACAUAAAAAUACCUACCUUUCUAUACAUACACAUUCAAGAAUCUGUUCUCUCUCUCCAUGGCAACCAGUGCAUGGAAUUUGGUUAAUUUUCUGAACCAAUAAAACACAACAACGCACAGCAGUCAGCAGCAUCGCAUAUACAGUACUCUAGUUAGCAGCAAUACAUACGACACACGCAAAGCGACAUUCACACACAUUUGCGCAGACCUUCUGUUACGUGCAGUGUUUAUGCUUCGACAAAAGCAACAGCGUGCCACAAUCAAGAGAAAAGAGACAAACAGAGGAGUAGAGCACUUUGAAGACAGGAAAGAAGAGGAGCGCCGAGAGCUUAAGGAGGAGCAGAGGAACCGUUUCCUUCCUGCAAUCCUCGUUUUUGCUCUUCGACCAUCUCCACUCCCCCCUCUGCAUCACAUCUUCCCUCCCACCCCAUCCCUGUAAAUACGUGCAAAUUCAGAUUUGGAUCAUUUUAAAGUUAUUUCCUUGUACAAACCUAUACAGUGUGAUGCAGUGCAGUGACCUACAGCAAACCUCACACCUUUUUCUUGCAUUUUGUGACUCUCACAUAUUGCAAAACACAGACACACACACACACACAGAUCUUUAAAGACUCAUCUGUUUCUAUGUAUUGCAGCAACGGGGCAGCUUGAACUAUAACUAUAUCUGGCACUUUUUGAUCCUCUUUCCUCACUAAAACCUGCCCAGUGGCCAUUUUUUUUACAAGAUCUACCUUGAUUUAAGUGGGACAAAGCUUCUUAAGGUGGUAUAGUGAGUGACCAGAGUGCCGAUGCUUAUGUGCCAACACACACAAACUAUUGACACCGCGGCUUCUUUUGCAAAAGCGUACGACGAGAUGCUCUGGACGACGAGGUUUUGUACAUGCCACAUCUGAGAGGAAAGGAGCGGUAGCAAGCAUCUCUGUAAACUCCUUCUCCUCCUCACCGCUCAUUUUUAUCAUCAUGAUACAUUUCUAGACUUCACAGUUCACUCAAGGUCAAUGCUGUAAACAGUAUUUGUGAAACGAGGUGUGGCAGGAGCGCUUUUUCAUUCAAUGAAUUUCUGCAAUUUGUACAAAAAAAAAAAAAAAUACCUCCCCUAUCCUCAAGUGUCAAAAAAUAUUUGUUUCUCUCACUUGCACAGUAGAAUAGAUUUUUUUCCCAUAUUUAUACCGAACCAUGUGGAGAAAAAAAUGGCAUUCAGAAACAUUUUAUAGUAUUUUUAUAAGGAGUUGUGGACCAAAGGUUCAGAGUUUUUGGGUGACACUCACUUUUUAACGUGCAGGUGGCAACGUGAGCGUUAUUGGAAACGUUUGAGUUUCUUUAAAAAGAGAUGGAUGGUAUUUUUAAAGUGGAUGUUGUUGUAGACUUAAAUUAGAAGAUUUGAAGAGCUCCAUUCCAUAAACGUGAAUAUCCAGCAGGCGGGGGAGAAGCCUCUCUGGUGGAUAUCUCCGUUUGGUGUGAAACUCUUCCUUUGACUUCCGGUCUUCUGACUGGACUGCCUUUUUUUUAAACGUCGACGACAUUCAAAAGUGAUGGAUGGAGAACAGGCAGCCGCUCGCUCUGAGCUGGGCUGUGAACGCAGAUGGUUCGAGUGUAGUCUAACAUAUCAACAUGAAGGUACAGGGGGUUCUAUCUAGCUCAUACGGUACGAUGUACAUUUAUGUGUAAGUGUGCUGGGUUCCUCACCGCAGCAGAAACUUUUGGUGGUAUUUUAUGUCUGAGAUCUUUCCAUCAUGUUGCGUCAGCUUUGGUUUGUGUGAUUGGCUUUUGACCCCACAGGUCAAUGAUGAUCAGCAUUUAAGAUAUUGCUUGUUUUGCUCCAAACUCUACUGAUGCAGCUACUUAACAAGUCCCAUAUUUACCAAAUGAUUCCUCCAAUAGAGGACAAAAAAAAAUGUUUUUGUUGCAGCUUAGUUGCUUUGCUUACCUUCCCAAUAGUAGGUCGAAAUUCACAAUACGAGUUUACAAAAGGCUUUUCAAGACUGUAAUUUGAUCAGUGUGGAUUAUUAUCUGUGUAGCAAGUUUUAAGAGUAGUGAUGGCUUUUUUUUUUGGCUGAUGUAAAAAAUAAUUUUAAGUAAGAAGUGCUUAAAAUGAAGCCUUGCUUAUAAAACACCGGUGGAUGUUACCGUUGUCCUUUUCGGACGUUUAUUUGAGAUGAAAAGAGCUAAAAGCUUUUGAAUGGCUGUGUGCGACUGCUUCGUUUUGUAUUCUCCAAUUUGAGCAAUUUUUCUUGUUACAAAAUCACGUCUGUGGGGAAACGAACACAGAUAUCCAGUUGGCUGUUUAUGAGCAGUGAGCACAAGAAAUUCACUUUUGUUCAACGUAUGUGGGAUCAUGUUUUUCUGCGGUUGUUCGCCUCCACAGGAAAUAAUUAGACUUCCAGUCACUUACUUACAGUGUUACUCGCAAUGUGAAUACUGCACUAAAAACAUCUCAGAUAGCAAAAUGGAACUUCUGGCACAACAUAUGCCUGGGUCCUCGGCCUGAGUCUGGCCCAUAUACGUCCACAUCUGGGCAGAGUCCAGCUGUUAUCCUGAUGAUUUUCUGUGUGGGGGCGCCAGAAGCGGUCCAGAUGUGGAAGAAGCAUCUUACAAUCAUGCUCUUUAUAUGGGCCAAAUUUGGGCUGUGGAACCGGUUUUAUACUUAGCUUGAAGAAAACAAGCACGUGGCCAAAGUAUGGGCCGGAUUUAUUUUGCUAUUUCCAAAAAAAACAGCUACUGGUGCUAAAACAAGAUCGGUGAAAAACUGUCGGCUCAUCAUCGGCCAUAAUGUCACCGCUGCAGUGUUUUAGUGUGCACACUGAGCUUUUGUGAGUGAGAUCAGAUUCAACAGUCUUCAUCGCACCAUCUCACAACUUCACCUUUUUAUGGUGACAAUCAUUUCUUGACAGGACUCCACAGCUGCUGCAUCAAUCUGUACAACACGCUGAACUUGAAAUUAUAAGAUUCCUUCAAAAAAUACAACCUCAUUUUUUAAGAGACAUCAAGUGAUACACUGAACGUCUUUUAGCACCCACCAGAUGUUGCUUUUAUUUCAACCUUUUCUUGAGGGAACAUCUGCUUUAUCUGACAGACAAAGUGAGGAAGGACUGAAUACAACAAAGUGUCAACCACUUGUAUCUGUGACAUGUUUUGUUGAGCGGUUCAGAAACGAAAGCAGGUGAGGUGCCGCUCUACGAAAAAAGAGAUCAGAGGCUGCAAAGUGAAGCCAGGAAUCUUACCACCUCCAGAGGUAAUCAUUGAGUCUUUAUACUUAUAAGCCGCCCUAUCAACCCCUCACAGAUACAGUAUAUUAUGGUAACUUUGUGCUAAGGGGCAGUAAAAUUUGUAUUUAUUGCCCCUGUUUUGAAUAAACACUUUCAGAGAGGAAAGCCACCGCCACGUCGUUUCUGAUUAGAAUAUCAGAUGGAACCUUGCAGCUCCAAGGUCACGAUAUAAACUGUUUCAGCGGUUAUGGAGAGAAGAACGGCAGAUGGAGCACCCUUUUAAAUUUAUAUGGUUAUCACAGCCUUGGUACUGCAUACUAUUACCUCUUUACAACCUUUUUACAGAGUUGUAGCCGUGCAGUGUUUUGCAUCUGACUUGCAAUGUCAUUAUGACCUUGUGUAGAAUGAGUAAAUCUGACACAGUGGAGGUACUGAGGGGCCAACAAAUACAUGGCCAGGCCACCCAGGUACUUAGUCAUUACCUCUUAAGUAUUUACAGUCUGUUGACAGUGGGGGCAUAUAAAUAUGUAAAAGACACCAUAGAUGCCAAACGUGCAAAAUGGAUGUUUACAUUUGGUUCUGCGAUGAAAAAAAAAAAAAACAUGUGGUUUGGAAGGGAAUGUGGAAGUGUUUACUUCCCCCCCCACACACACUCUUUUCUCAUGUGUACCUCUCACCGCUGUGUGUAUGGAUACUCUCUCCUGUGUCACAUUCAUAGCCACCUACCAGCUUCCAGAUUUAGCGGUUGAAAUCUGAACCUUUCCAUGAAAAGAAAUCAUUGCAAACCUUUCUCUCAUAGCUUUCUUCCAUAUUUUUUCUUCAAGAUGAAAACAUAUGGGGUAGAUAUAGCGAUCUAGCUUGUACAAAUGUGUGUGUGUGUGUGUGUGUGUGUGUGUGUGUGUGUUGGAGGGGCUGGGUUGGGAGUCUGUUUUUAGAGAAUAUAUAGCUUCACGAGCUCAUGACAUCCAUUGGCAGUGUUCAUUAUUUCGCGAUCUCCUUUCUUUCUAUGAAAACCUGUAUUUUCAGUUAUUUUCUUGGUAUUACUUUGUGGUGUUACGUCACCAGAGGAAGAAACGACUGUGGUCAGAAGUAUGUAUUUAAACUUUUAUACACAGUAUUUCGUUUGAUCUUGUAUGCAUCAGAUAGGGGGGGGGGGUUCUGAUUAAUCCACCCAGCGAAAAAAAAAAGAGAGUGGACGUGUGCAUCUGUGGCCAAAAACACUGCUCAGCCAGGCCACAAAUAGCCAAAAUUCUGUCUCAACUAGGCCAACCCAGACUAGAACCAGGCCAGACCCACAGCUAACUGCUCUGUUCCAUGCUGUGCUGUGCUGUGCCAUCCCUGGCCAAGAGUGACUCAAGUGGCUCGGUGUCCAUUUUUACCUUGUGGAGUCCUCAGUGAUGCCAAAAGACUGUGCAAAGAAAAUGAACUGAGCAGACAAACAAAUGCAGCAGCCAUUUGUGUUUAUUGUGUUCAUGGUAUGCUCAUGGGUGACUGUGUUUGUGAGUGUGUGUGUGUGUGUGUGUGUGUGUGUGUGUGUGUGUGUGUGUGUGUGUGUAUGUGUGUUGGCAACAUGUAACCCCAGUGUGAUUUCACACCAUUAUGAAUAUGUUGGGACCACUGCGCUGUAGAAAUAAAAGGGUUUGACUGAUGUUUUUGGCAAAUAUCACGUUGUCACCUGCUGUUAUGAUGGAGGCUACUCCUGACCACACUUGCAUUUAAAUGGGCUCAAAAAGCUACAAUGACAUUAGAUUUCCUUUUUUAUCAGAUUGUUAUUCAUUCCUUUCAUAGUCCAGUAAUCAGUUUUGAGAAAAAAUUAUUCAUUUAAAGGCAGUAUUUAUGCCCAAUAAUUCACUUCCUAGUGAAUAUGUGUUAAAGUUAUAAUCCUUGAGAUUUUUAUUUUUAUAGGGCUACAUCAAACCACCUUUAAGAUGUCAAAAUUGUGUUAAUAUAACCAUUUCAUGUAUUUGCAAUCAUAUCUAUAUACAGUAUUAGCUUAAAACUGAUUAGGCACAUUGUAUACCCGCACACAAGGAAAGAUAAGUGCACACACACAUUUUGUUCAGUGUGGAAGACAACACUGGAAUAUAAGUUCAGCAUUACUGUGUCAGAUGAAUGUGUGGACUAUUAGCCGUGCACAGUUACAGAGUCCUGCGGGCCAGAUGAAGGAUGGCAAUGUCAUCUUCCUGUACCUGCUUUAGCCAGAACACUACAAGUCUGGAAACAAGUGUGGAUAAAAUCAAUACAACUUCACAGAAGUUACUCUAAAAUUAGUAUAUUUCCUCAGUCAUUAUGAAAAAUGUUAAGUGCUCUUUGAAACCGCUACUGUAGCUUCCAUGGAAACAAUUGGCGUAGGAUGGACUUUGUACUGCAACUGGAACUGAUGGUUCCAGUUCUAACCCUAACCCUUUCAAAGCCCACCUCAGUCAAACCCUAGUAGGAAGCAGGCAGUUGGUGAGGCAGAGUGAAGGAGAUGACAUUGUGUGUGUGUGUGCGUGCGUCCGUGCGUGCGUGCGUGCGUGUGUGUGGCCUUAGGACAGGAGGAAGGAGCUGAGGUGGUGCGCUCGUCCCUCAUCCAGCUGCUGAGCCUGUCUGCUCUCUCUGAAACAGCUGCACGAGUGAACAGGAUGAAUCGAUGUUCUGUUCGCUAUCGUUGAGCGCGUGAAGACAAUGAUCAGAGCAGUGAGAAGGUUUCCAUGUUGCACUUAAAAACUGUGUGAAGUGGACGUGUGUGUGACGGCAAGAGCGGGACAGUUUGUGUGUUCAAACAAGCAUAUAUUCUCCAUACUCCGAGUCUUUAUUUUUAUCCCUAUAUAUUGUUCACAUGUGUAUUCUGUUCAUGUUGGGUUCCAGUACUUGUUUAUCCAUUUUACUCAAGAAAAAAAAAAAACUGUACAAAACACAAAAGAUAUUAUUGAUUUUUUUGUUAUUUUCAUGUUUCUCUGUUUGAUUUCUGCUUUUUUUCUUUCAAAUUGUAUGUAAUUAUUUUUCCACAGUAUUAUAGAAAAUAAAAGAAGACAUGGCUUUCAUAAGAA
This is a messenger RNA of Seriola aureovittata, 9211 nucleotides long. It is a transcript of the gene kirrel1b, whose product is annotated as kirre like nephrin family adhesion molecule 1b. The transcript has 15 exons. The record is from RefSeq and is a predicted model, not a curated record. Gene Ontology annotation, biological process: cell-cell adhesion. Gene Ontology annotation, molecular function: cell adhesion molecule binding. The coding region runs from base 399 to 2924 and encodes 841 amino acids. Lineage: Eukaryota; Metazoa; Chordata; Actinopteri; Carangiformes; Carangidae. Gene Ontology annotation, cellular component: cell-cell junction.